UCUUUUUCUUUCGUUUUAUAAACCCUAGCUGGACGGCUCCCCACACGCAUACAGAGGGAGCGAAAAUGAAGUACAAUCCUAGGGUUACCUCCUCUCGCCGCAAGAAUCGCAAGGCGCACUUCUCCGCGCCGUCGAGUGUUCGGAGGAUUCUGAUGAGUGCUCCGCUCUCAUCUGACCUUCGUCAGAAGUACAAUGUCCGAUCGAUGCCAGUCCGCAAGGACGACGAGGUGCAAGUGGUACGCGGUUCGUUUAAGGGCCGUGAGGGCAAGGUUGUCCAGGUCUACCGUCGCAAGUGGGUUAUCCAUAUUGAGCGUGUAACUCGUGAGAAGGUUAAUGGCUCAACAGUUAAUGUUGGCAUCAACCCUUCCAAGGUUGUUAUCAGUAAGCUACGUCUUGACAAGGAUCGCAAGUCUCUGCUUGACCGCAAGGCUAAGGGUCGUGCUGCCGCUGAUAAGGACAAGGGCACCAAGUUCACUGCGGAGGAUAUUAUGCAGAGCGUCGACUAAAUCAACUUCGAUUACAGAUUUACAAGGUUUUGAUGUAUUGUGAUACCUGGUACUUCGGAAUUUCUUUUAUGUUUUGGUGGGUUUCAUUAAGAACAAGGAUUCCAUUAGAUGUUUCAAUUUAUGUUUAUGUUUAUGUUGUAUGCUGGAUUUGGAUCUGGACAUUGAAGUUUAUUAGUGUUUACUGGGACCUUGUGGAAUUUUUUGACGUUCUAAUGUUAUAUUUUGAUUA
Tripterygium wilfordii is the source of this 735-nucleotide messenger RNA. Its product is annotated as 60S ribosomal protein L26-1. The record is from RefSeq and is a predicted model, not a curated record. Lineage: Eukaryota; Viridiplantae; Streptophyta; Magnoliopsida; Celastrales; Celastraceae. Gene Ontology annotation, molecular function: RNA binding; structural constituent of ribosome. Gene Ontology annotation, biological process: cytoplasmic translation; ribosomal large subunit biogenesis. Bases 66 to 506 code for a protein of 146 amino acids. Gene Ontology annotation, cellular component: ribosome; cytosolic large ribosomal subunit. The transcript has a single exon.